AUAUUGAAAUUGUGAAAUUGAAACAUGGUUGGCUUCAUCUUGCUUGGCUAGCUUUUCACUAUGGCUUUUCAUUUGUAAAAAUAGGUUACCGUUUGUGUUCAGUUUUCUGUUUCACACAUGUAAUAUCUUGUGAAAGUAUUGAAAAGUUUUGCGUAGUGUUGUAAGAAAGACACCGUGUAGAAUGUUGUAGCGCAUUUUCUUGAAAUAAGGUAUCGGAAGUCAUAUGCAAUGGAUUUCGGGCACCCUCCUCCGAAUAUGGCAAUGCCACCGCCCGGUAUGGGUAUGGGUAUGGGCAUGGGCAAUCCUAUGGGCCCGCCCGUACGCAACAACAUGCGCCAUAAUUUUAGGCCUUUUAACUACCAGAUGCGGUUCCCUCCUCAGGGUCCACUAAAUAUGACGCAGGAUGAUUUCGAUGGUAAACGCUUACGUAAAUCAGUUAUGCGGAAGACUGUAGAUUAUAACGCUGCUAUUAUAAAGGCUUUAGAAUGUCGUGUUUGGCAACGAGAUUGGCGGGAUAGGCAUGCUUUGCAGCCCGACGCAAUGUAUACCCCUGAUCUAUUACCGCCGCCCUCGUAUCCUGAUAAUCCUAUAAAUGCAGUAACUACUCGUUUUGUAAAGACUGCUACAAAUAAAAUGAGAUGUCCUAUUUUCGCUGUGGCAUGGACGCCAGAAGGACGAAGAUUGAUUACAGGUGCUUCGUCUGGAGAAUUCACUUUGUGGAAUGGUUUAACGUUUAAUUUUGAAACAAUCCUGCAAGCUCAUGAUUCACCAGUGAGGUCUAUGGUUUGGUCACAUGGUGAAGGAUGGAUGGUGACGGGUGAUCACUCUGGGUUUAUUAAGUACUGGCAGAGCAAUAUGAACAAUGUGAAAAUGUAUCAGGCUCACAAGGAAGCAGUUAGGGGAAUAAGUUUUAGCCCUAGUGAUUCAAAAAUUGUUACAUGUUCAGAUGACGGUACAUUAAGAAUAUUUGACUUCUUUAGAUGCCAAGAAGAGAGAAUCUUGAGAGGACAUGGGGCAGAUGUUAAAUGUGUGCAGUGGCAUCCUACAAAAGCUUUGAUUGUCUCGGGUAGUAAAGAUAAUCAACAACCAAUAAAAUUAUGGGACCCUAAAUCAGGCACAGCUAUGUCUACUCUUCAUGCCCACAAAUCAACUGUUAUGGAUCUCAAAUGGAAUGAAAAUGGUAAUUGGCUUAUUACUGCUUCCCGUGACCAUUUGCUGAAAUUGUUUGACAUUCGUAAACUUGGCACUGAGCUACAAAUAUUUAGAGGACAUAAAAAAGAAGCUUCCAGUGUGGUGUGGCAUCCCAAUCAUGAGGGAUUAUUUUGUUCUGGAGGUUCUGAUGGAGCUAUACUAUUUUGGAAUGUUGGCACUGAUAAAGAAGUGGGCUGCAUAGAAGGGGCUCAUGAAUCUAUUGUAUGGACUAUGGCUUGGCAUCCUCUUGGGCAUAUAUUAUGUUCAGGUUCAAAUGACCAUACAUCAAAGUUUUGGACUCGUAAUCGUCCUGGAGAUCUUAUGAGAGACAAGUAUAAUUUGAAUACUUUACCCCCAGGAGUGCAAGAUGAUCAUGAUUUAGAAGAACCUGCUAUUAUUCCUGGAAUGGGCCCUGAAGAUAAAGUAGAGAUAUUUUCUUCUGAUACAGAUAAGGUAAUUCCUGGCUUAGAUCUUGAUACAACAUUUGUUCCCAUGGAAUUUGAAAAGAAGGUGAAGAAAGUUCCUUAUAGCAAGCCUAUUCCUAGAAACUUCCAAGUUCAGUGGAAUCAUGGACCCACAAAUGACGAGGCUGCAACGGAGGCUUUGCAGCAGGCAUUAGUAGAGUCGGUUCCAGGUGCAAUUCCCCUCCAUAUGAUAACGCCUUCUGCUAUCUAUAUUUAUGGCAAGUUAUUAUCUGUAGAGCCUGGCUCAAAACUGGAGAGAGCUAUAACAGACGGGCCCUUAGCUCUCAAGAAGUAUAUUGCAUCUGGAGAAAUUGAAGAAUUAUUUGAUGUUAUGCCUCAUUUAGAAGCAGAUGCUGAUGAUGACAUUUAUCAACCUUUUGAGUACCCAGAACAUGAAACCGAAAAAGAUGCUCAGGAAGGUGAUGAUGAUAUGCAUGAUCAAGGUGAUGAUUACUAUGACAAUGAUAUGGAAAUGAAUCAAGGUGAUGAUGAUGACUACAGCAAUGGGCCCAUGAAUAAUGACAUGAAUAAUAGACCCAUGGGGUCAAUGAAUAACAUGCCAACUAACAUGACGAGGCCACCUCUAUUAGGGAAUAUGGGUCCCAUAGGGCCUAUGGUUCCUCCUUCUAUGCAUGGAAUGGGUCCAAUGCCACCAAUGGGAAUGCCGCCAAUGGGGAACAUGCCCCCUAUGGGCAAUAUGCCACCUCCAAUGGGUAACAUGCCACCUCCAAUGGGUAAUAUGCCACCUUUAAUGGGUAACAUGCCACCUAUGAAUAACAUGCCGCCCAUGAAUAACAUGCCACCAAUGAAUAACAUGCCACCAUUUAAUGACAAUGGUUUUAACAAAGGUAAUUUUGACUCCAGUUUUGAUAAUCAGUACAAUUCCCAGAAUGAUGAGGAUUACAAUGAGGAGGAUAAUUAUGAUCAAAAUCAAGGGUAUGACGACGAUGGUAAUUAUAAUGAUGAUGGUGGUAAUAACGAUGAUAAUUACCAAAGGAAUCAGCGAUGGGACAGGGGGAGAGGAAGAGGUCGGGGGCGCGGUCGCGGGAUGAACGGGCACGGCACACGCAACCGGCGAGGCGGUGGCGGCCAGCGGGGGUCCCCUUGGAGUCGCCGGGGCGGAGGCGGCAACAGGAACUUUCGACGUGGUGGGAAGUCUGUGACCAACUAGUUAAAGGAU
Messenger RNA from Amyelois transitella, 2835 nucleotides. RefSeq names its product pre-mRNA 3' end processing protein WDR33 (gene Wdr33). Lineage: Eukaryota; Metazoa; Arthropoda; Insecta; Lepidoptera; Pyralidae. Gene Ontology annotation, molecular function: protein binding. Bases 229 to 2826 code for a protein of 865 amino acids. Gene Ontology annotation, cellular component: mRNA cleavage and polyadenylation specificity factor complex. The transcript is spliced from 2 exons. The record is from RefSeq and is a predicted model, not a curated record.